AUGCCGAACCGCCUCAUCCCCCUCGUGAUCCUGAUCGUCGUGGUCAUUGUCAUCGCCGUGGUGGGCUUCAUCGCCUACAGCAUCAUUCAAGAAGUCUCGAACAAAACAAAGACCAAGAUGGAGAAGCGCAAUGUCAUGUUUACAAAGGAUGGGAUGAAAGUUGGUGUGAGGGAGGUCAAGGAGGAAGAAUAUGUCGAUCGGAGCCAGAGUAUCUUGGUGAACAUGUGGAACCACACCUCGUUCCCCGCGUAUAAGAGUCGACUUUGGGACAUGACGGGUUCUGCUUCCGGGUCUGCGAGUGGGAAUGGAGAGGGACGGGUUGAGCAGAGGAAGGGGAACUCUCAUUGA
Molecule: messenger RNA, 348 nt
Organism: Aspergillus calidoustus
Lineage: Eukaryota; Fungi; Ascomycota; Eurotiomycetes; Eurotiales; Aspergillaceae
Source: the annotation of a GenBank genome assembly